This is a messenger RNA of Bufo bufo (common toad), 514 nucleotides long. RefSeq names its product ubiquitin like 5 (gene UBL5). The coding region runs from base 96 to 317 and encodes 73 amino acids. The transcript has 5 exons. The record is from RefSeq and is a predicted model, not a curated record. Gene Ontology annotation, biological process: protein modification process; mRNA splicing, via spliceosome. Gene Ontology annotation, cellular component: cytoplasm; nucleus. Lineage: Eukaryota; Metazoa; Chordata; Amphibia; Anura; Bufonidae. Gene Ontology annotation, molecular function: protein binding; protein tag activity.
CGCUGUUGUCCAGAGUGUACGAAUCUCUUCCGCCGGAAGUUCAGUGCCCGCUACUACAGCCGUGCGGUAAUUUCUGUAGCUGCCCCGGGCUCGCCAUGAUUGAGGUUGUCUGCAACGACCGCUUGGGGAAGAAAGUGCGAGUGAAAUGCAACUCCGAAGACACCAUCAAAGACCUGAAGAAACUGAUAUCAGCUCAGACGGGAACACGAUGGGAGAAGAUAGUCCUGAAGAAGUGGUAUACAAUAUUUAAGGACCAUGUUUCCCUUGCUGACUAUGAAAUUCACGACGGGAUGAACCUGGAGCUGUAUUACCAGUAACCGGCACCUUCUCGCUGCUCUCCCCCUCAGUUCUCCCUCUUUUCUGGUGUUUACACGACUUCUUGGAUCGCUGGAAGAUGUCAUCUUAUUACAUCCUGAACGUCAGACUACAGCUGCCAUGUUGGCUUAAAUUGUUUUUGGAUAAAGUUUUUGUUUUUUUUAAAUAAUAAAAUUCUUGUUCUGUAUAUAAUAAAUCA